Molecule: messenger RNA, 531 nt
Organism: Phytophthora sojae
Lineage: Eukaryota; Oomycota; Peronosporomycetes; Peronosporales; Peronosporaceae
Exons: 2
Coding region: 1-531 (176 amino acids)
Source: RefSeq, a predicted model, not a curated record
AUGUCGCCUAUGGUUUUCUAUCUGGAUGCCAAGCAAAGAAAGUCGGUGCAUCUUGGCGAGUACCCGCAGUACAUCGAAGCGAAAUUGCAAGAGCUGCGUGAAAGCGCCCAGCUUACGGUGGACCAGAAGCAUAACCACAAGUUGUUGGUGACACGGAUUGGUCCGUACCAAGUGCUGGGAGCGGACGAGCACUCUUUUAGGGUUCGACAUCUCGUGACUGGUGCAGAACAAGAUGUACACAGCUCUAGACUGAAGUUCUACGCAGACAAGAGCUUCGAGAUUACGGAGGAGAUCCGAGAGCACGUGGCAGCUCAAGGUAUUGUUCUCACAGUAGCUGAGCUCGUUGAGCAUCGAUGGAACAGUGAUAAGCACAUGCACGAGAUACUAGUGUCGAAGAGAUGCUUAGAGCCUAUUGAAGACUCGUGGGAAUCACUACCUGAACUCUUCAAGGAUAUCCCUGCUAUGGUGAAGGCGUACACGAGUAUCAAAGGCGACAAGGAGCUCAAGAAAGCCGUGGCAGCUCUGGGGUAA